Spea bombifrons (plains spadefoot toad) is the source of this 3136-nucleotide messenger RNA. RefSeq names its product SWI/SNF related, matrix associated, actin dependent regulator of chromatin, subfamily a like 1 (gene SMARCAL1). The record is from RefSeq and is a predicted model, not a curated record. The transcript is spliced from 17 exons. NCBI's taxonomy places the organism in Eukaryota, Metazoa, Chordata, Amphibia, Anura, Pelobatidae. Gene Ontology annotation, molecular function: ATP binding; ATP-dependent chromatin remodeler activity. Bases 128 to 3043 code for a protein of 971 amino acids. Gene Ontology annotation, cellular component: nuclear replication fork. Gene Ontology annotation, biological process: DNA repair; replication fork processing.
GUGACGCGUUGAUGUCAAGGCGGAGCUGGUGUCAAGGGACUGUGUGUGAGGAUGGAGGACGGUGGCGGGUUGUGUCAAGUCACUGUGAACAUCUGAUCGUUGAAGACUAAAGCGCUGACCCGAGAAGAUGUCCGUCUGCUUGACGGAGGAACAGAAGAGAAAGAUUGAGGAGAACAGACAGAGGGCAUUAGCCCGGAGAGCGGAGAGACUUGCCGCCCAGCGGAAUGCUGCCAACGGACAGCAGAGCAUCUCGGGGGCUUCAAACAAACCUCAGCCGGGAAAGGCUCUGCAGCCCCCAAAGGUACAAAGUUUUCACGCUCCGCUAGAAAGUAAGGAACUGGAAAGCGGCAACAAUAAGAAAUGCGUUCCUCCGCCGUUUGAUGUAAAGGUUGAUCCGCCAUCAUCGGCUAAGGAUGAGCAGCGUUCGGCUGGACAGUCGGUGUCUGUAUAUCCCAAGCAAAACUCCUCCAGCAAAAAUGGAACAGCAGCUCCACAGACCUCGAAUCUACACAAGCAGUUAAGCAGAGGUGGUACCGACCCGAAUCCGCAGGAAGCCAACAGACCACCUGCUGACCUGUACAAGGCACCUGAGAUACAGACUGGUUUUGGUAAUGCUGGGACUGGGGCUACAAGGACUGCAAAUAAUUCACAGCUCGUUGAGUCGUUGGCGAGCUCCAGAUUAGCAGCGCCAACUGGCGGCAGCAAGACGGGGUCCGAAGUUGGGAUUGGACCCUUAGUGAAUAACGUUAAGCAUUUUUACGGGUCAUCUACAAGCACCAAGCCAACUGCGCCUGUUGGCAGCAAGACAGCGACUGAAGGCAAGGAGAAGGUGGCCGGCGGCGGGAGCGCAGAAAGCGGGAUGGCAAAGAAAGCGGCAAACGUCACGAAAGGGAGGUGUGUGAGGCAUCCCGAGAACCGCUUCCGCGUCGAAGUGGGAUAUAACGCAGAGCUGAUCUCCUUGUUUAAAACGAUACCCAGCAAGAGUUACGAUCCUGCAACAAAAAUGUGGAAUUUUAGCCAGGAUGAUUACGCUACACUUUUGAGUGAAGUGCAGCGGCUGCAGACGGUGGUUUUGAGCCCUCUGGAUGGAAUGGAAGCCGUGGACGUACGAUCCGAUCCGCUCGCGUCGGGCGCGGGGGCUUCCGUUAAUACCCUCUUAGGAAUGUGCAACAACUGGCAAAGACCCAACGCUAUCGUCAAAGGCAGAUGUCUGCUCGUCCUCCGCUCGCGCUUUGAAGUGGAUAUCGGAUACCACGCCGAAAUCAUUGCCUUGUUCAAGCAAAUGAGCUCCAGGAAUUAUGAUACGAAAACCAGAAAAUGGAGCUUUUUAUUGGAGGAUUACCAAAAACUAAUUGAAGCGGCGCGCGGCAUUCAGCAGGUGGAGGUAGAGCCUCUCCCCAGGCCCGUCAUCCAAGCCUUCGCUGCCCAGUUUGAGAAGACAUCGGUGAGCCGCGCCGAGACCGUCGACGUGGAUCUCUCCCACGUGGAUUCCAAGCUUGUGAGCAGCCUGAUGCCGUUCCAGAGAGAAGGCGUUAACUUUGCCGUGUCUCGGGAAGGCCGCCUGCUUCUUGCGGAUGACAUGGGAUUGGGGAAGACUAUCCAGGCUAUCUGUAUUGCAGCCUUUUACAGGAGCGAGUGGCCGCUGCUAGUGGUGGCCCCGUCUUCUGUCAGGUUUACAUGGGCUGAGGCUUUUCACCGGUGGCUGCCCUCGGUGGACCCAGACUCUGUCAACGUUAUAGUGACCAGCCGAGACUGCCAGUCAACGAGCCUUAUUAACAUUGUCAGCUUUGACCUGCUUGGAAAGAUGGACAAGCAGAAUGCACCUAGUUUCAAAGUUGUCAUUAUCGAUGAAUCACAUUUUCUGAAGAAUGUGAAAACUGCCCGUUGUAAAUCUGCAAUGCCGCUUCUCAAGAGUGCGAAGAGGGUGAUCUUACUGUCUGGCACCCCCGCCAUGUCUCGUCCAUCCGAGCUCUACACGCAGAUUGCUGCGGUGAGGCCAACGUUCUUCCCUCGUUUCCAUGACUUUGGGCUCCGUUACUGUGAUGCUAAGCAGAUGCCGUGGGGAUGGGAUUACUCCGGCUCUUCUAACCUGAAUGAGCUGAAACUGCUUCUCGAAGAGUCUAUUAUGAUCCGAAGGUUAAAGUCGGAAGUUCUGUCCCAGUUACCAUCCAAACAGCGCAAAAUGGUCGUAAUUGCCCCCGAAGGCAUCAGUGGCAAAACCAAGGCGGCGCUUGCAGCUGCGGCCAAGGAGAUGUCCAAAAACUUUAAAAGUAAAGUUCAAGAAAAGGAGGCUCUUCUCCAGUUCUACAACCGGACCGCUGAAGCCAAGACCCGCUCUGUCGUUGAAUACAUCAUGGAUUUGCUAGAAAGUGGGAGAGAGAAGUUUCUUGUAUUUGCUCAUCACAAGCUGGUGCUCGAUUCCAUCUGCGAAGAGUUAGGGAAGAAGGACGUCUGUUUCAUUCGCAUCGAUGGCAGCACCGCGUCCUCCGACCGCCAGUCCCUCUGUCACAAGUUCCAGUUUUCGGAGAAGUCGUGUAUAGCUGUUCUCUCCAUCACGGCUGCCAACAUGGGGCUGACCUUGUCUAGUGCUGAUUUGGUUGUGUUUGCAGAGCUGUUUUGGAACCCAGGGGUUCUAAUCCAGGCAGAAGAUCGGGUCCACAGAAUCGGACAGACCAGCUCUGUGAAUAUCCAUUAUCUUGUUGCGAAAGGCACUGCGGACGAUUAUUUAUGGCCAAUGAUCCAGGAGAAGAUAACGAUCCUCAGCCAGGCUGGAUUGUCUGAGAAUAAUUUUAAUGAAACAACUGAAUCUACAGAUUUUUUCAAAAAGGAUCCGAAGCAGAAGAGCAUCUAUGACCUGUUCCAGAGGUCCUUCGCGGAGGGCGCCGCCGCCGCCACGGACGAUGCAGAUGAAGCUUUAUUACUGCAGGCCUGCGAGGAGGCGGAAGUUCCCCCCGACGCCACCUCAGACGCCCCCUCAGACCUUUACUCAGAAAGCCCCUGCAAGAAACGCAAGAUUGAGGAUUACCUCGGAUCAGAAUAUUAAAAAUAGAAAAUGUACAGUGUUGUAAGAAAAAAGUUCUAUAUGAAAGAAUAUUUUGUUUUUUGUUAAACUAAUUUUGACACAUUAAAGCUAUAA